AGAUCGCUGGUAGAUUCGAAGAAUCUCUGACGGUCGGUUCUUGACGACGGAUCAAGCUCUAUUUCCUCUACCCAAAUCUGCGUUAUUAGUAUCAUCUAAUCCAUCGCGCAUUUAUCUGUUUCCAUCUUCUGGAAUCAAUUUUGCUUUUGUAAAUCUGAAAGUUUUUGAGGAGAAAUCAUGAAUUCGAACUUCGGGAAGAGAUCAUCGGGACCGAUCAAUAGCUUCGAUUUCGAUCUGGGACUCGGAUCGAGCCAAGGUAGACCUCUUAAUGGUCAGAAGAGCCAAACAUCUUCCUAUUCAAGCUCGAAUUCGCAGCCGAGACCUGCGUGGCAGCCUGGUAAGCCGUCGUGGACGCAUCAACCUGCACCGAAGCAGAGUACGAUCCGAUCCGAGAUCGGAAGUGGACCGACUUCAAUGGUGGGUGAUAUUCAUGGUAAGACGUGGGGUUCAGCUUCGGGAUCGGGUUCGGGGAUUGGGAUUGUGAAUAAGGAUCCUAGUUUGUUUGGAGAUCUGGUGGGUUCUGCUAUAGGUCAAGGUAAAUCUAGUAGAAACGUGCCGUUGAAGAAUGCACCGCCUGUUUCGGCUUCAGGUUCGAGCAAGAGUCCUUAUUCUAUGGGAAAUUUUGCUGAUUCCUUGCCUAAAUCUGGUAAUUCGAUGAAAACUGGUGGUGGUAUGGGUUAUAGCAGUAAUCCGAGUGGGUUUUCUGGUGGUUACACGAGCUCCGGUGGUAUGAAUUCUGGUGUUAAUGCUAAUAGUAGUCCAAAUCUUGGUGGUCCUUCAAUGAAAAAUAUGUCUGGGGGCAAUCUGAGUGGGUCUGGUCUUUCUUCGAACAGUGAUCCAUUUGGUUCUUUGGUUGGUUUCGGAUCAAAACCAUCAGGAAGCAUCAAUUCUGGAAUCAAAACAGGAAAGGUUAACAACAAUGCACAGAGUGAUGCUUUUGGGAAUUUUCAAGGAGUGUCGAACGUUAACAGUAGCGGUUUUGCGGGAUCAACCACUCAAAACAACGACUUUGGGAAUUUUCAGGCUUCGAAAUCAAACACAUUUUCAUCAGGCGGUGGCUUCAAUGCUUCAAGUGGUCCACAAUCUUCAAGUGCAAACGAUGAUCCAUUAGGAAUGUUCUCUAGUUCCAAUCCCUCAGCUACAGUGGCUACACCACAAACUGAAGAUUGGGGAUUUGAAAGUUUUGACGGUGGGUCUGGUUCCACCACCGAGCUUGAUGGUUUGCCAGCACCUCCACCGGGUGUAUCAGCUACAUCAGCUAAGAGCAAGGGCAUUGAUAACCAGAGACAAGGUCAGUAUGCUGAUGCCAUAAAGUGGCUCUCAUGGGCUGUGAUUCUUAUGGAUAAAGCUGGCGAUGAAGCUGGAUCAGCCGAGGUUCUUUCUACAAGGGCUUCGUGUUACAAAGAAGUUGGAGAGUAUAAGAAGGCUGUAGCCGACUGCACAAAGGUACUUGAUCACGACAAGAAGAAUGUGACCAUUCUGGUUCAACGAGCACUUUUAUACGAGAGCAUGGAGAAAUACAAACUCGGAGCUGAAGACCUAAGGAUGGUUUUAAAGAUCGAUCCCGGGAAUAGAAUCGCUAGAAGCACUGUUCACCGCCUAACCAAAAUGGCUGGUUGAUCCUUCAUAUAUACCGAUACGUUUCAAAGAA
Arabidopsis arenosa is the source of this 1651-nucleotide messenger RNA. The record is from the annotation of a GenBank genome assembly. NCBI's taxonomy places the organism in Eukaryota, Viridiplantae, Streptophyta, Magnoliopsida, Brassicales, Brassicaceae.